This is a messenger RNA of Drosophila gunungcola (fruit fly), 6750 nucleotides long. It is a transcript of the gene rictor, whose product is annotated as rapamycin-insensitive companion of mTOR. Gene Ontology annotation, molecular function: protein serine/threonine kinase activator activity. The transcript is spliced from 12 exons. NCBI's taxonomy places the organism in Eukaryota, Metazoa, Arthropoda, Insecta, Diptera, Drosophilidae. Gene Ontology annotation, cellular component: TORC2 complex. The record is from RefSeq and is a predicted model, not a curated record. Bases 198 to 6113 code for a protein of 1971 amino acids. Gene Ontology annotation, biological process: TORC2 signaling; positive regulation of phosphatidylinositol 3-kinase/protein kinase B signal transduction.
GUUGGUAUUUUUCACUGCCCCUCGGACGGUCACACUGAAGCGGCGAGCAGCCCAAUAAAAAAAUGUAAAUUGUGCAGCAAGUGAAAUUGAAAAGCAAUAUAUUUAAGUGUGAUCCGCGUGUGCUGACAUUAAGCAAAUCGGCGGGUGCCGAUUGCCGCCCCCGCCCCAAAGAUCCCCGCAAAUCGCCUAACCCCGCGAUGGCCUCCCUACAUUCCAGUUGGCGUUUUGGCAAGCGGAGCAAAUUACAAUUACGCAUUAAAGUUUCGCAGGAUCCGGAGGACUUUUACCGCCUGGAUCCCAAACGAUCGGCCGCCGAAAAUGCCUUCGACAUAUACUCGAUGCUCUGUUUGGAGGAGACGCGGGACACGAAGCGCCUGUUCCUGCUCAACGCGCUGGCCUCGCUCUGCUUGGGGGCCCGAAAGGGCUCCCACCACAGCAACAUACGCUUCAGCACGGAGGAGCUGCUCUACUGCCUGAGUGCCUCACUGGUGCACACUUUUACCCAGGUGCGAGCGGCGGCCCUAAGGACGAUCCGCUAUGCCCUGAGCACGCCGAAGGACAUCAAGGCGUUCAAUGCGCUGCAGCUGCAGCACCUGCUGUGCCGCUCCAUUGACCUGAUGCUAAAGAACGACGACGAGCGCGUCCAGGCCCUGAAGCUGGUGCGCAAGAUGCUGGCCAUUGCGCCGGAGGACAUCAGUCCGGUGGUGGUGCGCUGCCUCGUCUCGCUGGCCGACAGCGGAAUCGAGGAGAACGACAACCUGCUGCGCGCCUGCCUGGCCACAUUGGCGGAGUUCGCCGUGCUCAAUCCGGCGCUGCUCAUCGUCUGCGGCGGCGUUACUUCCAUCACACGCAACGUGCUGGAGUGCCACAAUCCCCGCAUUGCCGAGAGUCUCUGCGGCGUGCUCCUGUACCUCCUCGAAUGGCCGCAGACGAGGAACAUCUGCGGAGUGCGGCUGGAUUGCCUGGCCGCUCCGUACUGCGACUUCACCUACAGACUCGGCAUCAUGGAUAAAAACAAAGAUGCGCGUGAACUUCGCUACACUAGCUGUCGACUGGCACUUCUAUCCGUGCUGCGCAGCUGGACGGGCACCCUCGAAUUCUGUGAUCCUAGCAAACCCUCAGGCCUGAAGGCAAUAGUCGACGCUCUUUAUUUAAAUCAGAUUGAAGUCAGAAAAGCAAUACUGGAUUUGCUGUACGAGCUGCUCUCGCUGCCCCAGCCAACGUGGACGGAUGACUAUGCGGUGGCGCUGCAGGCUGUGGAUCCGUCGGACUUCCAGACUUCCUGGCUGCUGACCAAUGGCUUCGUGUCCGCCGAAGGGCGCUCCAUUCUGCCAACGCUGGCGGCCCGGGCGCCCAGUGUGGUGGAGCAGCACCUGGCGCUGAUGCUCUACUGCUUCCUGGAGACUGGACUGCUCAAUGCGCUCGUUGAGGUUGCCGUGGGCAGCGACCAGUUCGUGUCUGUGCAGGCCACGGUGCUGAUUGGCAAGAUCCUGCAGCUGAUGCACACGCACCUGCCGCCGGACAUCUGCUGCACGAGUCCGGCUCUGCCCACGCUGGUGGGCCACGCCACCCAGGGAAACCAGCAGGCCAAUGCGGCGGUGGCCGCCUUGCAAAACUACCAGAAAAUGCUGCGCCAGCGGCCGGCAUCGUGCAGCCUCUUCCUAGACAGCAUUAUCCAGGGCGGUGCCCUCAUCCAGACGCGUCUGUUCCGUCGUCACCUCAACGUGCAGGAGCAGGCGGGUCCAGUGCUCCAGCUGCAGGAUACGGCCGAAGCGGCCGCUUCAGCGGUGCCGCCUGUCGGCCAGUUUCGGGCCACGCUCGAUCGCUCCCGGCUGGACUCAGUCUCCUCCAGCGACGAGUCCAACUCGCAAGCCUCGGGCUCGUCGAGGUCCAGUUUCCGGCUGAAACGAAAGUUCUUCCCCCAAGCCUUCUUUGACAACUUUCGAGCCUUCAAUCGGCUGCUCACAGACUCUCGGGUGCUGACCCAAGCGGAUGCGCAUCUCUGGGACUGGGAUGUUAUCACCACCAUACUUAAGUCGAAUUUAAUCCGCAAGUUGGACUACACUCUGGGAAAGUUCCUGAGGCGCCUUGUGGACUUUUACAAGCCGCGUAACAAUCGGUUUUCGCACCAGGAUUUGGUACCUGGGCAGAGCCUGCCAACCUAUGUCAGUGCCGGACUGGAUCUGAUCGAUGUCCUCUUGGGCAGCAGCGAGUUGGAGUGUAUGCGCUACAUAACCGACUACUUUUCCGACAUCAGCCAGCAGUUGGCGGCCGUCACCACAUCGAAUCGUGCACACGACUGUCUAUUUAGUCCGCAGCACAUGAACAACACGAUGUGUCAGCAGUAUUUCCUCUAUAUCGGACGCAUGUGCCGAACCACUAAGGGCAUCGAAGUGCUCAAAAACACCACCGUAUUUGAAUACUUGAUCAACCUGGUGCGAGUGACGGAUCAUGUCUGCUAUGUUAAGCUGAUUGUGUCCGGCUUGAACUACAGCUACGAGAAGCUACCUCGCCAGGUGCUGGAGAAGGCGCUGACGUCGGCGAAGACGCGCAGCGGACGCCUAUAUGCCACCCAGUUCAUGGCUGUGCUGCUGCGUGCCCGACUGCCCCACUUUGAGGUGUGGGGCAUUCCGUUGAUCAUCCACCAGACGCGGGAUGCCGACCGCAGCGUGGUGCUGGCCGCAAUGGAGGUGCUGGAGGAGGCCUGCCACGACAAGUACUACCUGGAGGAGAUUGUCAGUCGGUGGCCCAAUCUCACGCAGCGCGGUGAUGCCGGACGCCUGCUGAUGGCCCGCUAUUACUCACUGCCGCGCGGCCUGAACAGUACGAAGGCGCAGAUCGUGGAUGAGAUCCGGUACUGGCGGAACGGGUACAACAAGCGGUACGUGCUCCUGGUUGAGGCCGACACCCACUCCAGCCUGACGCUGCACAUCCGCAACGAGGACGGCUACUACUCGCGGCGCAACUGCAACCAGAGACCCCAGACUGUUCCGCCCAACAUUGCCCCCCAUCUCUACGGCCAGAUGGCGCAGACUGCCCAGGGAAUGACGGCGCUGCGGAAGCACGGAGAUCUGCCGCAGCUGCUGGAGCUGCUCACACGGGCCAAGUGCUCGGACGACGGCGAGUGCCUGGACCUGAAGGCGUCCAUCUGGGCACUGGCGCACGCCUCAACCCAUGCCAAUGGAAUUGAAUACUUUGUGGAAGCUAAUGCUAGACUUUAUGAGAAGCUAAUUGUGCUGGUGACCAAGUGUGAGGUCUACUCGGUGCGAGCCACCUGUUUUAGUGCCUUAGGACUUAUUGCCGGCACCCAAGCAGGAGCCAAUAUUCUUUUUAAACUGAACUGGCUGAGCGUGCGACAUGACAGGAACACCAUGUGGCCAGUGCAUCAGCCGGAGGACUGGAUGUCCAGCCAGUACACACCGGUGCGACAUUACUACGAGGAUGUGCCGGCGGACAACCUGACGAUGCUGGAGGAUCAGAUCGAUGGGUUCUACUACACAGGCUCCUACUAUUGGAACCUGAUGGCCGACCAGACGGAGUCGAGUGCAGGCGCCGGAGGUGUGGCCAUGUCCGGAACCACGGGGGGCAUUCAUCCCACAGUGCAGGAUCCGAACACAACGACCACGACCACGGAUAGCGUUCGCACCACAACCGACGAUGUGCAUCCCAGAAUGUUGGCCAGCCUGGGGGUGGCCGCCAAAUCGAAGACUCUGCCGGAGGGCAGUAACCUGCGCCAGGGCAAGCACCAGCGCUCGCUCUCCGAGUCAAAGACCACGGAUGUGAUUAGCUUGCUCGGCGGCGGAGCCACCACGAUGCCGGGGGCGGGUCUCUAUCCCAUGCCGUACCAGCACCGCAUACGGUAUAAUUCCUGCACGGAUUCGAACACUUCCGGCGUCAGCAGCUGCGAAUCGGUGACCGGACGCACUGCAGCUGCGGCCGCCGCAGCAGCGGCCAACAUGAGCGAGUUCCAGCAAUUCCCGCUGAGUCCCAUUCCGAGCAUGUCCAAUCUGCUGGAGAGCGACGAGCUGAUCCGGCGAAACCAGCUGGCCACCAGUCUGCUGCCCUCCACCCUCAGCCCCAUGGCGAUGAAGGGCUAUGCCCAGCUGCGCUCCCUGCGCGCCCACAGUCGACCCGUCUUCUCGGAGUCGGCGGCCGCGUUCUACGACUUCGCCGAGAUGAUCGGCACGCCCGAGGUGCAGCUGCGCCGGCCCGACUGGACCCAUGCCCAUCGUCGGCUCAAGGUGCGCAGCCUGGACCGCCAGCCCAAGCUGAAUGAGGUGUACAGACGUCUCUCCGCGGACGAGUUGAACGUGCUGCUGCCCACGCUUAACGCUCCCAAGUUCCUGCCCCAGAACGACCUGCAGGGGCCGUGCUACGCGGGCAUCUGCCUGCCGAAGAACGUGCUGGACCUGUUUCCCAAGCGCAACCUCAGUCGGACGUACGUGUCGCGCGACAUCCAGGACCAGGAUCUGAUGGGCAUCAAUCUGCUGGGCAGCAUUGGGCGGCAGCAGUUCCUCAACGACUCGCUGACCAACGAGGGCGGCGACGAGUCCUCGGUGAUAUCCUCGCUGUCGGACGUCUCCUCCGCCAGUCGUCGCCAGCCGCGUCAGUGGCAGCAGGGCGCCAAGCACGCGCGCAGUCAGUGUCUCCACUGCGCCCGCUCGCCAAAACAGCAGUCGGGUCACGACCACAGCGGUGGCCAGAGCAAUGGUGGUGGCGGUGGUGCCUCCCUGGCCCCCUGUGAGCUGUACAGCAGUGCGGCAGCCGCCCUUGUGGCGGCCGGCAUCCAGGCCGGACCUGUUCUGGCCAAGAAGAGCUCGGGAUCGUCCGCCCCGGGAGCCGCGUCGUCGGGUGCCGCCCUGGGUGCGGACAUAAGCUUCCAUUCGCCGGAGAGCAUGCUGAGCGAGGACAGCCUGCCGGACAGGCUGACGGCCUCCAUCCUGUACAAUGUGCAGCGCCUGGCCAAUCCCGUCAGUGCCAAGCAGUCGAAGAUGGCGCUGCUGGAGCUUAAGCAAAAGCAUCCGCACGCCUUUCAGGACAUUUGUCUCUACUCGGAGUCCUGCAAAACGCUGGGCAGGAGCAGCUAUCGCAUGAUUGCCCGCCGCUUCCUGCAGGAGCUCUUCCUGGACCUCAACUUCGACUCGUUCUACGUGGAGCCGCAGCUGAUAAUCGGGGCGCGAAAGUUUCCCGCUGAGGAGAAGCCAGAGGCCACGCCGCCCACGACAAUGCAGGCCAUGCCGUUCAAGGCCAUGAUCCUCAAGCCCAAGCCGGCGGCCCAAUUGGCCAGCGUGUACGAGACCAGCUGGGAGAACCUCAUAAUGGACCAGUCGCCCCGGAUAACCAAGUCUUCGCCUGCCAGUCAGCCGGCCAAUGCCCAGCUGCAGGCAAAGCCACGGAAUCAGCUGCACAUCGACGACACGGAAAGCUCGCUGUCCAAUUCCGACGGCGAGGACGACGCCGGCGAGGAUGUGUGCGACGGCAGUGGGGCGGGCACGCAGGCCAGCUCGGUGACCACCGCCCACACAGCCCUGCCCACCGGGAACAGCAAUCGGAGUAGCAUCUGCACAAUCAGCCAGCAGCCAGCUGCAGGUGUUGGUGUGGCUACCUCCGCUGGAGCGGCGAGUGUAUCGGAUGAAGCCGGUACAAUUUUGAGGAACGAAAACCGGCAGUAUACCCGCGGACGCUUCUAUACGCUGGAGCUGGACUUGAGCUGUACCAAGAACAAAUUUCCCAUCAAGGAUCGCAGCCAGGCAAAGCCGCCGCCGCCGACAGCAGCAGCAUCAGGAGCAGCAGCAGCAGGCAAGAGCUCGCCCACACAGGCUGUGUCGAUUCUGCAGCGUCAGGUGAGCGCUGAUGCGCAGGCAGUGUCGCCCACCAUUGGCGGUGGUGGCCAUGAAUCCUCGUCGGCCCUGCACUAUUCCACGGUGACCAAGAGCUUGCCGGCAUCGAUGGCCAAGCCGGUGGGCAGCCUCUACUGCGAGAAGCGUUUGCAGAGCUCCAAAUCGGAAGCGGUUCUCGAUGAGGUGGCGAUAGCGAGACGAGCAUCUGGCGGUGUGGGAGUGGCCAGCUGGCGCCAGCUCCUCGACACACUCGGCGAAGAUCAGCUAAAGUAGUCCAGAAGUCCAGUAGUCCAGUAGUCCAGUAGUCCUCCACUCAUCAUCUCCACAUCUCAUUUUUAAAACGCCCGCCCGCCCGCCUUCCUAAACCGAAACCGAUCGGAUGGAUGAUUGUAAUAUAUCAAAUCAAAGAACAUGUAGCUACCUAGUUUUAGGCACACCCUACUAUAGGAAUUAAGUUAUUUUCGCCUAGUUCGUUACGACUAAUGUUAUUACCAUAAUUACUUUUACGAUCACCACUUAUGCAUAGUUAUUUUUAAUGAAAUAAAAUCAUAACCUUAAGCAGAAAACACCAACAAACAUCAAAAAAUCCCAAAAAAUAAUAUAUAAUUUUCUAAUAUAAUAUAUAUCUACCAACAUACUGUAUAAAAGCAAACAAACGAAGGCAAAUUGGAUGAAUACCUUAAAGCAACAAGAAACAACCACAAACCACCGCGAUUUAUUUAAUCAAUUGUACUUAAAACGAAAAAAAAGAAAUUAAAAACUAGUGGCAGAAGAAAAGAACAAGACCACAAAAUCCUUAAAUCAAGAAAUUAUCAUUAACGUUGAAAACAAAGCAAGAAAAGCGAAUAACGUGAAUCGUUCACAACCAAUUUAAAAACCAAAAUAAAAUCAAUAAAUUUAUAAAACUGAA